UUCCGACAAGAUUCAAAAUCUGAUAUAUUUGAGACGAUCUCCGGAGACGAGUCCCUGAAAAAGAACUACCGUAAAAUCGCCCGACGAUCCAACCUCGGCCUCGCUGAACAAACUUUCAUGUAUACCGCGACCGAGUCAGAGCUUGUAUUUGAAAAAGAUGAUACUUGGUCCACAUGCUUCGAGCGGUUAUGCUCUUCUAUGGAGACAAAUGAGGCGACUGCGUUGGAAAUCUGCAUCAUUACCCCCGACACCACGAAGCUUGGCCAUGUGUUUUCCUUCAUUCACAGAAUCUUCCUUAUCAGCCAUCAUCGCGUUCAACACGCCUAUUCCGUGCCAAGUCAAAUGAUCAUCCGAAUUCUCCAAAGACAGUGGGGAUUAAGUGAUGAAACAAUGACCGAAAUUGUGGAAAGCGCAUGUGCGAAGGAGCUUUCUCUCCCGGCAUGGCAACCAAAGUUGCCAUCUCAUCGUAACAAAGGGCAAGUAGAAGGCUACGUCCAGGUGCCACUAAAGUUCGCGUUCAAGUGGAUUAAUGCUCCGUACUAUGCGACAGAUCUUUCAGUUUACGUGUUUAGGCCAUAUGGAAAACAUCCUCAGGUAAAUAGUUUGGAUGUUAUAUUAACAUCCAUGGAAUACGAGCAGAUUCGGCGGGCGAUUGUGGUUGUGAACUCUCACAACAUCCUAGCGGAGUUCCGACGCGACUUUCUCGCCACGCAAGUCUUUCAGCAUGACGUUUGCGGCCUUUUGUAUAUUAUGCAGCUCUUCCGGUUUGUAUGUACUAAGAUCACCGGUGAGCUUGUCACUUUCCUGACCAAAGCAUGCGACGAUAUCAAUUAUAUGACAUACGAAGCCCGAAUUCGUCCCUCUGGAAGCAAAAUGCAGUAUCUUCGGCACCUAGAAGACUGCCAUCGCGCCGCCAAAGAUUGCUGUCAAACAAACCGAUGUGUCAUUCAGGUGCUACUCGACCAAGUCAACUUGAUUCAGGGGCCACGCAUCGAAGAUGAGAUACGGCUAGUGAAUGAGCUUGAAAUGGUGAUUAAUGAUUUAGACUACCUUCAUGAUGAAAUUAACUCUUCGAUGCAAAGAAUACCCGGUGUAUGUCGAGACAUUCGUGAGCAAUUGGAUUUGGUCCAAAUACGUCGAACAAGCAUCUUAGGGAUUCUCGCCGGACUAUACUUGCCACUUGCGUUUGUGACUAGCUUUCUAGGUAUGAAUCUCAACCAAUUCCCGGAACCUCAAGGCUCUUGGCGCAAUUCCACCUGGAUUGAUCCAACCAAUCCGGAAAAUAUAACGAAGUUCUAUUCCAAGAUUGUGGACUCUGGAGCCAACAAAGCAUGGGAAUUGGAAACCUUCUUCGAGAUUGCGAUUCCGCUUAUGGUUGGCACAAUCCUUGUACCCCUUCUCAUUGGAAGCAUGAUUCGAGAAACGUUUGCACGUGGAAGAACUUGGUGGCGUCUUCUGUUUGCUUUUUUCACUGUCGGGUCAGUUGCUAUGAUUUUGAAGAGCCUG
Penicillium vulpinum is the source of this 1506-nucleotide messenger RNA. RefSeq lists its product as uncharacterized. NCBI's taxonomy places the organism in Eukaryota, Fungi, Ascomycota, Eurotiomycetes, Eurotiales, Aspergillaceae. Gene Ontology annotation, molecular function: metal ion transmembrane transporter activity. Gene Ontology annotation, cellular component: membrane. The record is from RefSeq and is a predicted model, not a curated record. The transcript has 4 exons. Gene Ontology annotation, biological process: metal ion transport; transmembrane transport. The annotation marks the transcript as partial.